AUGACUAUACUUGACUGUCUAGGCAUUUCACAAGGAUGGAGUGAUCCGGUACCAGACAACACACCUGUAGUGACACUAUCCAACCCACUUCCCACCCCAUUGCCUGACCCAGAUGCGCCGCCUACACCAGCUCCUGGAACAAACAGUGAUGAUCCCAAUGCCUAUGUGGAAAAGCUGUUUCGCAGCUGGGCAAAAAACUCAUGCCUGGCUUUUUUGAACAAUCAUUUAUCUACUUACCGUGAGUGCAUCAAUCAGGGAAAGUCACAAGCGAACGAUUAUGUACAUGAGGUGGUGAAAGAUUACUUCAAACGAUAUCACUGGAAGUUGAAGGUAUCAGACAAGCCUUCUGAGAACGAUCCAUCACAAACAGAGUCGGACGAGUCUCUGUCCCCAGUCGAACUCAAGCAGAAAUCGCAAAAGAUUAUUGCAAUGCAGAAGGCCAUCAAGAGCUGGCUAGAUUAUUGUGCCAAGUCCUCCAAGAAGUUGCUUCGUGCGCAAUGGCAAGCCAGAGAACAACAAAUGGAUUCGGCUUCUCAGCCAACUUUCUGGCGUCCGACGAAACAAACUGAAGACCUUGCAAGCACACCAGUGAUGUGGCGCAGUGCUGGGCUACCUAGCAAGAAGAUGGCAGCCUUCCGUGACAAGAUCACACGCAAGUGCUUCAAAAAGCUAUUGAAAGAAGAACAGACUGACUGGAAGGAUAAAGCGCAAGCCGAAGGUAAAGCAGCAGUCCAAGAAUGGAAGGACCAGCUCGAAGCUGCUCCUUCCACAUCUCCCAUCGACAGACAAGCAUAA
This is a messenger RNA of Suillus fuscotomentosus, 795 nucleotides long. RefSeq lists its product as uncharacterized. The record is from RefSeq and is a predicted model, not a curated record. The coding region runs from base 1 to 795 and encodes 264 amino acids. The transcript has 4 exons. Lineage: Eukaryota; Fungi; Basidiomycota; Agaricomycetes; Boletales; Suillaceae.